Messenger RNA from Sorghum bicolor (sorghum), 1614 nucleotides. RefSeq names its product E3 ubiquitin-protein ligase RING2-B. NCBI's taxonomy places the organism in Eukaryota, Viridiplantae, Streptophyta, Magnoliopsida, Poales, Poaceae. Bases 223 to 1389 code for a protein of 388 amino acids. Gene Ontology annotation, cellular component: site of double-strand break; nucleus. The record is from RefSeq and is a predicted model, not a curated record. Gene Ontology annotation, molecular function: ubiquitin-protein transferase activity; nucleosome binding. The transcript has 6 exons. Gene Ontology annotation, biological process: double-strand break repair.
UGUGUCAUAAAACUCGAUGUGACGAGAAAUCUUGAAAACUUUUUGGUUUUCAGGGUGAACUAAACAAGGCCUAAGGGCAGAAGCCGCCGCCUUCCGCUACCAUUUCGAAACUCCCGAUCCGCGGGGCGACCGUUGCUUCUUCUGCCCCCCCCUCACUCAGCGCCCACGGCUACCAAAUCGGCAUCGCCAGAGGGAGGAAGGGAGGGAGGGAGGGAGCUAGGGAUGGCGUCCAGAGACCUUCGCGGCAGCCCUAGAUCCGCGCCGCGUCGCCAUGGGGCGGCGGCGCCCAAGGACGGCUCCGACCUGCUCAGCCCGCGGUUCCGGUCGGCCGCCGAGCUGGCCGGGUGGGACGAGGAGUCCGUCCUCGCCGCGAUGGUCGUCGAGGACACCCCCGUGCGCGAGUCCCGUCGCAAGAGGCGGGCCUCCACCUCCUCCGCCGGCGGCAGCGCCGGAUCCAGCACCAGAAAGAGGAGGCCUCGUAGGCAGUUUCCGGCCAAGAUUCCGCCGGUGGUUCUCGCGCUCGACGACGAAGACGACAAGACGGACACUGCGGAAGACGGCAAAUCGGAAGUGAAGGCCACCAAGGAGGAAGAGAAGGUUGUCCUUGUGGGCGACAAGGAGGCGUCAGGAUCUGGCGAGAAGGCAGCGGCCACCGGCAACAUGCCGUGUAUGGAUCGCCUCCGGGAGGAGCUCUCUUGCGCGAUUUGCCUGGAGAUCUGCUUUGAGCCGACCACCACGCCUUGUGGGCACAGCUUCUGCAUGAAAUGCUUAAGACAUGCUGCAGCGAAGUGUGGGAAACGGUGUCCAAAAUGCAGGCAAUUAAUCAGCAACUCAAGAUCGUGCACCAUCAACACUGUACUCUGGAACACCAUUCAGCUCUUGUUUCCUAGUGAAGUUGAGGCAAGAAAGAGUUCAACCUCAUCACCUUCACCAUGCGGCAAGGAUGUGAACCGUAGCCCACUGAGAGCUAAUAGGUUCUCACAAGGUGGCACCGGUAUGAGAACUAGAGCUAGGAGCAGCAGCAGCUUCAUCACCGAAGGUAGAACAAGAAGCAGCUACAGGACGUUCCUCGAACCUGGCAGUACAACAAGAACCAACACUAGCGCGAACUUCAUCAGCACACAUGGCAACACAAGAAGCAGUAACAGCAGGAGUAGGGGCUUCGUCUCGGCCUCGCAGCUGCUGUUGCCAAGGAGCACAGUAGGAUCAGAACAAUCUGAAGAUGCUGCGUUGGCUUACAGGUUGCAACAGGAGGAGUUCAUGAAUGCCUUUGAGGAGCCUGAGCAGGAGAGGCAGACACGGAACGCCGUGUCCACAGCACGAGACACUCUGAGAGAAAUCGCCUCCCGGGCCAUCCGCCUCCGUGCUGCUCGAGGCUGGCCUGUUUAAUAUUCUUUUGCUUGCUCGUCUUUGGUUUGUUGAUAACUCUCUCGUCUUCCGGUCAACUUUACAGAAACCUCUUGUUUUUGUUAUUGUUCUGUGUAAUGUUCAGUAGCCUGAACAAGUUUGACACUUGAUGAUGAUUUUCCAUUGUAUUUGGGUGUGGCCAUAAUCCUUUGGCGCAUGGAAUAUUAAUUUGCUGAUGUAAGCUAGUGGCAAGUACUGUUUAACAUA